AUCAAAGUCGGUGCAGGAGAGGAACCGUUCAAAGUCCACCAAGACAUCCUUUGCCAGCGAUCAAGGUUCUUCCGCAACGCAUUCAAAGGCCAAUUCCGAGAAGCCAAAGAAGGCUCCAUGAAGCUCCGGGACACCGAUGUCGAUAUCUUUCGAUUGAUCAUGUUCUGGCUGUACAGGGACGAGAUCCCCAAAUCCAGUCUCCACACCGGCGUUCCUGACGCGUCGACGGGCGAGACGCCGAACGAUCGCGCAUUCAGCAAGAUCUACAUCUUCGCCGAAGUCUACGAUUUCCCGGCUCUGAGGAACAGGGUCAUGGCUGAGCUCUUUACUGGCUACGGCGCGGGCACUAUAGGACUCAGCUUCCCGAACGCGACGAUUAUUAGGGCGUUUGGUGAGCUUCGUGAGGAUUCGGCGCUCUGUCGCUUCAUUGUCGAUGUGGCGGCUAGGCAGUGGAGGCCCGAUAGAGAUUGUCCUGCUGAAGUGAGGCAGCGCGUCGAGCUGCCGCAUGCUUACUUGUUGGCGCUGGCGACGAUGCUGGCGAAGAGGUCUCAUUGCUUUGGUUCGUUUGAGGACCGGCUUAAGCUGGAGGACUAUAUCGAGUUCGUUUCGUGA
Aplosporella prunicola CBS 121167 is the source of this 612-nucleotide messenger RNA. RefSeq lists its product as uncharacterized. The record is from RefSeq and is a predicted model, not a curated record. NCBI's taxonomy places the organism in Eukaryota, Fungi, Ascomycota, Dothideomycetes, Botryosphaeriales, Aplosporellaceae. The transcript has a single exon. Gene Ontology annotation, molecular function: protein binding. The annotation marks the transcript as partial.